CUCGGAAUGCAAAAAACACGCAUUAACUCACGUUGUGUGCGAGCAAGCAGUAACCUUCGUGUGAAGAAUUUGAUAAAAAUGACGUCUAUAAUCGCCAAAUCUCUCGUUAACUCAGCAAGACAGUCUAAAAGGGCUUUAUACACAGUUUCAUCGUUCAAAAGAGGUUUGUCAUCCGCAGUAUUUAACAAAGGCGAACUUUCUGUGACAGCGGCAUUGUCGAGAAAACUCGAAUGUUCUCCUCUCCAGAAGAGAUGGCUGUACACCGAGACAGACCAGGAUAUGUCUCAACACAUAGAGAAGGAAAUUGAAAACGAGAAGAAGAUGGGUGCUAGCACUGUGAGUUACUUCAAAAAUUGGAAAAUUAAUUCGAAUGGAUGCGAAGUUUCGAUGUCAAAAUCUGAAGGAAAUGAAACAAUUACAGUCGAAUUCAACGUGAACAAUGCAACAGACUUGGUGGAGGAAGAUUUGAAAUCGGAGGAAGGUAUGCCACACAUGAUAUGCAGACCACCAUUUAUUGUAGAAAUCAAGAAACCAAGUGGAACCAAAGUUCGUAUAUCUUGCCAGUUUCUCAGUGAAUAUGAAGGAGACGAUGGAGAUGAAAAUGAAGUGAGGGACAAAUUUGAAAUUGAACAGUUCAGUGUUUACCAAAAGGAAAUCAGCCCAGCAACUUAUGUGUGCAGUGGGGAAACCAUGGAUGGAGAAAUGUACGAAAAGUUGAUGGACAUGUUGGACGAGCGCAAAAUUGACAAUGAUUUUGCCAAUGAGUUGAUCGAAUUCAGCACUGGUUAUGAGCACGGCGAAUACAUCAAGUUCCUCACCAAAUUCAAAUCUUUUGUGGAUGAAAAGUGAUUAGUUGCAGAUACAAUGUUGUUUUAAAUAGAGACUUGUCCAUUAAAUAUACUUUUCUUGAUUGGAAAGAAAAAGUCUAAACUGAAUCAGACUUGUCCAAUAUCAUGCUUCAAUGUGUCAGUCUAAGUUGAACUUAAUAGUAUAUUAAUAAAUGAUCAUAGAAAUUUGCAA
Magallana angulata is the source of this 1020-nucleotide messenger RNA. Its product is annotated as complement component 1 Q subcomponent-binding protein, mitochondrial-like. Gene Ontology annotation, biological process: cytosolic ribosome assembly. Lineage: Eukaryota; Metazoa; Mollusca; Bivalvia; Ostreida; Ostreidae. The transcript has a single exon. The coding region runs from base 7 to 849 and encodes 280 amino acids. Gene Ontology annotation, cellular component: mitochondrial matrix. The record is from RefSeq and is a predicted model, not a curated record.